GCGGUUUUCAUAGAUGCAUACGAAUAGAUUUAGAAAUACUCGUUCGAGCGGGAUCGGGCGUCCUCGGGGAAGAAAUGGCGGGGAAUUCGUGAAAAAUCGUGGCGGUUAUGGGAGAGGACGGUUUUUCCAUACGUUGGGGUCACGUGAACACAACGGACACAGAGGAGAAGACAACAAAGUCCUCGAGGAGCGCGGCGUCUGGCGAAUCCACAACACAAGGUUCGCGUGUACGAGAGUAUAAGGACGCGCGUGUACGCCGGGUAAACACAUCGUCCUCGGAGUCGACGUUCAACGGAUCGUCGUGCAUGGAACGAACGAGUCGUGAACAGCCUAGAGCCGACACGACGAUGGAAUUUCUCGACAAAUAGGCGAAUAUGCACAUAAAUACAUAACAAAGCACCGUGACGGGUAACUCGAAUCGCGUAUGGGCGCCGAAAGGAGACGACAACUAGAACGACGACAAAGAGGAAGGAAGAGGAGAGGAAGAAAUGGCGUACGAAAGGAGAGAGAAGAGAGAGAAACCGGCCGUGAUUCCACGUGAACGAAUGUCACGCGUGCUGUCGUGGGCUUACACCGAUAUAAGUCACUUUAUUACCGAUAUACCUUAUCCGGAAAAUGAAUUAUUGAAAACGUGUCCCGCAAGACGCCGGCAAAGGAGCACCGCGUGUAUCUACGUCGAAACCGUUUGCUGGCAGUGGCCGGGCCAUGUUAUUAAUACAGAGGAAAGCAUGGACACCCUGCUGGGGUCCUCACGAUACACCAUGGGCAAGGCCCUGACCUCGAGGCCUCACCAUCGCCAGGGUCCAUGGAAUGGUUCUUGAGUUUCUUGGGCAACUAUCACACACGACGAGAGCCGCAUUCGAAGAGAUGGUUUUCAUUCUUUU
Apis dorsata (giant honeybee) is the source of this 884-nucleotide messenger RNA. RefSeq lists its product as uncharacterized. The record is from RefSeq and is a predicted model, not a curated record. Bases 489 to 821 code for a protein of 110 amino acids. The transcript is spliced from 2 exons. Lineage: Eukaryota; Metazoa; Arthropoda; Insecta; Hymenoptera; Apidae.